AUGGCGCACACAGGGGAUACUCCAUUCCGCUCUGCGGAGAUGAGUAUGGUGCAGCUUUACAUUUCCAACGAAAUUGGCAGAGAGGUCGUUAAUGCACUCGGAGAGGUUGGCUUGGUCCAGUUUCGCGAUCUCAAUGGCGACCUCAGUGCUUUCCAAAGGGCCUUCACCCAAGAAAUUCGCAGGCUUGAUAACGUCGAACGUCAGCUACGAUACUUCCACUCGCAGAUGGAGAAGGCCGGAAUUCCGUUGAGGAAGCUUGACCUUGAUGUCGAAUCACUGGCGCCGCCCAGCACGUCCGAGAUCGACGAGCUCGCCGACCGGAGCCAGAGCCUGGAGCAGCGCAUCUCGCAGCUCAACGACAGUUAUGAGACGUUGAAGAAGCGUGAGGUUGAGCUCACCGAGUGGCGAUGGGUUCUUAGGGAGGCCGGCGGCUUCUUCGACCGCGCCCACGGCAACGUCGAGGAGAUCCGGGCGUCGACCGAGGACGACGAUGCCCCGUUGCUCCAGGACGUCGAACAGCACAACCAGGGGGGUGAUGUCGAGCGGUCCUUUUCAGGAAUGAACAUUGGCUUCGUCGCAGGUGUCAUUGCCCGCGAGCGCGUUGCAGCCUUUGAGCGUAUCCUCUGGCGCACUCUUCGUGGCAACCUGUACAUGAACCAGUCCGAGAUACCCGAGCCGCUCGUCGACCCGAGCAACAACGAGCCGAUCCAGAAGAACGUUUUUGUCAUCUUUGCCCACGGAAAGGAGAUCUUGGCCAAGGUCAGGAAGAUCUCGGAGUCUAUGGGGGCCGAGGUCUACAACGUCGAUGAGAACAGCGACCUCCGUCGGGACCAGGUCUUCGAGGUCAAUGCUCGCCUCAACGACGUGCAGAACGUGCUCAAGAACACCCAGCAGACACUGGAUGCAGAGCUCACUCAGAUCUCCCAGUCCCUUGCUGCCUGGAUGGUGCUGAUCAACAAGGAGAAGGCCGUUUACAACACGCUCAACCUCUUCUCGUACGAUCGCGCCCGUCGCACGCUCAUUGCCGAGGGAUGGUGCCCCAAGAACGAUCUGCCUCUGAUCCGCACUACCCUGCAGGAUGUGACCAACCGGGCUGGCCUCUCGGUGCCUUCCAUCAUCAACGAGAUCAGGACGAACAAGAAGCCGCCGACCUAUCUCAAGACCAACAAGUUCACCGAGGCGUUCCAAACCAUUGUUAACGCCUAUGGUACGGCGACCUACCAGGAAGUCAACCCUGCCCUCCCAGUCAUCGUCACUUUCCCCUUCCUUUUCGCUGUCAUGUUUGGUGACCUUGGCCAUGCUCUCAUCAUGUUGAGCGCGGCUGUGGCUAUGAUUUACUGGGAGAAGCCUCUCAAGAAGGUCUCCUUUGAACUGUUCGCCAUGGUUUACUACGGUCGCUACAUUGCUCUUGUCAUGGCCGUCUUCUCCGUCUUUACUGGCCUCGUCUACAACGAUAUCUUCUCCAAGUCCAUGACGUUUUGGGACAGUGCUUGGGAGUGGCAGAUUCCUGAGGACUUCAAGGAAGGGACUACGGUCACCGCCAAACUCAAGGGUGACUACCGUUAUCCCUUUGGUCUGGAUUGGAUGUGGCAUGGCACCGAAAACGACCUACUUUUCAGCAACAGCUACAAGAUGAAGAUGUCCAUCAUUCUCGGCUGGGCUCACAUGACGUACUCGCUGUGUUUCUCUUACAUAAAUGCUCGUCAUUUCAAGAAGCCGAUCGACAUUUGGGGCAACUUUGUUCCUGGCAUGAUCUUCUUCCAGUCGAUUUUUGGAUACCUUGUCAUAUGCAUCAUUUACAAGUGGACCAUUGAUUGGUCAAAGGCUGCCACGGCCCCUCCCGGCCUGUUGAACAUGCUCAUCUACAUGUUCUUGCAGCCUGGCACUAUUGAUAUUCAGCUGUAUCCUGGGCAGAAGCAGAUCCAAAUCUUCCUCCUACUGUUGGCCUUUGUCCAGGUGCCCGUUCUCCUCUUCCUCAAGCCAUUCUACCUCAGGUGGGAGCACAACCGCGCUAGGGGCCAAGGUUACCGCGGAAUAGGAGAGCGGUCGCAUGUCAGCGCGUUUGACGACGACAACAACGAUAGUAAUGGCCAUGCUAUGAACGGCGCUCGCGGCAACAGCUUGGAUAGCGAUUCAGGGGCUGCUAUGAUCACGCAGGAUAUUCACGACGAGGAACAUGAAGAAUUCGAGUUUGGCGAGGUUAUGAUUCACCAAGUCAUUCACACCAUUGAGUUUUGCCUGAACUGUGUAUCCCACACAGCCUCGUACCUCCGUCUCUGGGCUUUGUCUCUUGCACACCAGCAGCUCAGUGUUGUGCUGUGGAGCAUGACCAUUGGGCAAACGUUUAACUUCACGGGGAUUUUCGGCGCCAUCGCUAUUUUCCUCGGUUUCGCUGUGUUCUUUGUGCUGAGCUGCAUCAUCCUGAUUAUCAUGGAGGGCGUGUCUGCUAUGCUUCACUCUCUGCGUCUCGCCUGGGUCGAGUCGUUCUCCAAGUUUGCUGAAUUCGCCGGUUGGCCGUUCCAGCCAUUUUCUUUCACUCAGCUGAUAGAAGAGUCUGAGGAAUUGAAGGAAUUCCUGGGCUAA
This is a messenger RNA of Pyricularia pennisetigena, 2583 nucleotides long. RefSeq lists its product as uncharacterized. Gene Ontology annotation, biological process: proton transmembrane transport; vacuolar acidification. NCBI's taxonomy places the organism in Eukaryota, Fungi, Ascomycota, Sordariomycetes, Magnaporthales, Pyriculariaceae. Gene Ontology annotation, cellular component: vacuolar proton-transporting V-type ATPase, V0 domain; vacuolar proton-transporting V-type ATPase complex; fungal-type vacuole membrane. The record is from RefSeq and is a predicted model, not a curated record. Bases 1 to 2583 code for a protein of 860 amino acids. Gene Ontology annotation, molecular function: proton-transporting ATPase activity, rotational mechanism; ATPase binding. The transcript is spliced from 5 exons.